CGUCGCUGCAUGCUCGCUCUUCGGCAAAAAGAAUGCUGACACUGGUAUCCCGUCCCCCCCAGCCCCGAUCCGGGAAUAUAUCCAAUACGAGCCCAAGAUAUUCGAGAUGACCGAAACCUCCAAGGACUACCCGCUGGUUGGGCAGCCCAGCGACGAGCUCGACCGGCGCUGGUCCAACCUGAUGCAGUACUUCUACGCACAGGUUCCCGCCUCGUACAUGAAGAAGCUUGGACGGGAGAAGACGGGAAUCCGGCUGAAGAACGGCAAUUACCUCGCCAACUAUGCCUGGGUCCACCAGCUUCACUGCAUCAAACGUCUUCAUCAGGCGCAUUUCCCGGAGCGUUACUUUCCCAACAUGACCGACUACGAGAAGGAGCUGCAAACGGAGCACAGCCUCCACUGUCUCCAGAUGCUGGUCGAGGCCAUCAUGUGCAAGGCCGACGAGACGCCCCUGACCAUGAUCUGGUUCGACAACAGCAUCCUGCCCGGCGGCAACCGGACCAUCGCCCACGAGUGCGUCAACUGGGACAGGCUCAUCGAGGGCAUGGAGAAGGUCAAGGUCGACCCCUUCGAGCCGGGCCUGCUCGUCCACCCCAAGUUCGGCCCCGUCCUGCCCGACGGCCGCGACACCGUCCUCGACAACCGGAUCGGCUACAUCUUCAACCCGGUGCCCUUGGACCGCGAUCAAUACCCCUGAAGGAGUAAGGAGUAAAACUCUGCCAGAGUGCCAAUCAUAAUUAAACACGGGCAGUCGUCACUGCUCUGAUCUCAGGGAGCUUGGUCAUUUGAGUUUUCUAAGGCCUCAACUGUUGGAGCAGAGGGGGAAAGGGGGGGGGGCGCGGGGGCCAAAUAUGACUCAAAGAUUGCAGUUGAAGGGACGUGGAGGAUCUGGAGACAGCAAUCAUGGAUGAGCUGGCAGGCAACAUUCCACAUGUCAGCAAUGUGCCUAUGCGGAGCAGUCCAAUGCCACGGCUUUGACUAUACUUUCAAUGUGCUUCUUUCAGAUCAGGCUAUUAUUAUAUUAUACACAUAUCGAUGAAUAAGCCAAAAAAAAAAAAGAUUCACAAC
Messenger RNA from Thermothelomyces thermophilus ATCC 42464, 1068 nucleotides. RefSeq lists its product as uncharacterized. Gene Ontology annotation, biological process: mycotoxin biosynthetic process. The coding region runs from base 107 to 697 and encodes 196 amino acids. The transcript has 3 exons. Lineage: Eukaryota; Fungi; Ascomycota; Sordariomycetes; Sordariales; Chaetomiaceae. The record is from RefSeq and is a predicted model, not a curated record.